This is a messenger RNA of Puntigrus tetrazona (Sumatra barb), 7482 nucleotides long. RefSeq names its product phosphodiesterase 11a (gene pde11a). The record is from RefSeq and is a predicted model, not a curated record. Lineage: Eukaryota; Metazoa; Chordata; Actinopteri; Cypriniformes; Cyprinidae. Gene Ontology annotation, molecular function: protein binding; 3',5'-cyclic-nucleotide phosphodiesterase activity. The coding region runs from base 238 to 2982 and encodes 914 amino acids. Gene Ontology annotation, biological process: signal transduction. The transcript is spliced from 20 exons.
UGCUCGUGACGUCAGCGGUGCACCUGCGAGGCGCUCUGGCGCAUCAUCUCACCGGCGCUGCUUUAGAAUGAACGAGAGCGAGCCGCGCCGCGCCGCGUCCGAGCGAACCGCCCGAACCGCCCGAACCCCACACGCUCAGACUCCGCUCCCCCCGCGGAACUUUGCGAGCGACACGCUGGGCUCUGCACUCACAUAGAUGACCGUGCAAAACGCGCGCCUCUCCCGUUUCGCUCGCAGAUGACCGCCGCGGCAGCUAUGGCAGGGUCGAACGUGGUCUUUUCCGACGUUGAAAGUUUUCUAGACGAGCACCCGGAAUUGUUAGAGGACUACCUCAACAGAAAAGGCAAGGCGAGUAUGGUGGAAAAGUGGAUGAAGAGCCACCACGCCGCCAAAACUCCGGCGAACUCCGGCGCGGAAGCGGAGAAGGCGGCGAACGCGUGCGCGAAAGACAGCUGGGCGAGCAGGAGCGACGGGCUGCAGAGACGAGCGUCGCAGAAAGAGCUGAGGAAAACCUUCGCCAGGUCUAAAGCCAUCAACGCCAACAGGACGUACGACGAGCACGUCAACUCCAGAGCCCAGGAGCCGCUGAGCAGCAUGAGGAGGCGCGCGCUGCUGCGUAAAGCCAGCUCUCUGCCGCCGACCACCGCGCACAUCCUCUCCGCGCUGCUGGAGUCCAGGGUCAACAUCCCCCAGUACCCCUCCACCGCCGUAGACUACAAAUACUACCUGAAGGAGCACAACGAGAGGGAGUUCUUCCUGGAGCUCGUCAAAGACAUCUCCAACGACCUGGAUCUGACCAGCCUGAGUUACAAGGUCCUGGUGUUCGUGUGCAUCAUGGUGGACGCCGACCGCUGCUCCCUGUUCCUGGUGGAGGGACCAGCCAAUAAAAAGACUCUGGUGUCCAAGUUCUUUGACGUGCACGCUGGGACCACAGUGUUGCCCUCUCUCAGUAACUCGGAUGAGGUGCAGGUGCCCUGGGGAAAGGGCAUCAUUGGAUACGUGGCUGAACACGGGGAAACCGUCAACAUUCCCGAUGCGUAUCAGGAUCAUCGUUUCAGUGAUGAGAUUGAUAAACUCACCGGAUAUAAAACCAAGUCUCUGCUGUGCAUGCCCAUCCGAAACAGUGAUGGAGAGGUCAUCGGGGUCGCACAGGCCAUCAACAAGAGUCCCAAUGGAGCACUCUUCACCGAAGAUGAUGAAAAGGUGUUGCAGAUGUACCUGCCGUUCUGUGGCAUCGCCAUCUCAAACGCCCAGCUGUUCGCUGCCUCCAGAAAAGAGUACGACAGGAGCAGGGCUCUUCUGGAGGUCGUGAACGAUUUGUUCGAGGAGCAGACCGAUCUGGAGAAGAUCGUGAGGAAGAUCAUGCAUCGGGCUCAGACGCUGCUGAAGUGCGAGCGCUGCUCCGUCCAGCUGCUGGAGGACAUCGAGUCUCCGGUGGUGAAGUUCACCAAGUCCUUUGAGCUUCUGUCACCCAAGUGCAGCGCCGACAUGGAGAACAGUUUCAAGGACAGCAUGGAAAAAUCGUCCUAUUCUGACUGGCUGAUUAAUAACAGCAUUGCAGAGCUGGUGGCCUCCACCGGGCUUCCUGUGAAUAUCAGCGAUGCUUACCAAGACCCACGCUUCGACGCCGAAGCAGAUCAGUUCUCUGGCUUCCACAUUAGAUCCGUCCUAUGUGUUCCUAUCUGGAACAGUAACCACCAAAUCAUAGGUGUCGCUCAGGUCUUGAACAGAUUAGAUGGGAAACCAUUUGAUGAUGCAGAUCAGAGGCUGUUUGAGGCAUUUGUGAUUUUCUGUGGACUGGGAAUCAAUAACACCAUUAUGUAUGACCAAGUGAAGAAGUCCUGGGCCAAACAGUCUGUCGCUUUGGAUGUGCUGUCAUAUCACGCCACUUGCUCUAAGACGGAGGUGGAUAAGUUUAAGGCAGCAAACAUCCCUCUGGUGUGUGAACUGGGCAUUGAUAAACUAUCGUUUGAUGACUUCUCUCUGGAUGUGGAUGCCAUGGUCACUGCGGCUCUGCGGAUGUUUAUGGAGCUGGGAAUGGUGCAGAAAUUCAAAAUAGACUACGAGACGCUCUGUCGGUGGCUGCUGACCGUGAGGAAGAACUAUCGCAUGGUCUUGUAUCAUAACUGGAGACAUGCAUUCAACGUUUGCCAGUGCAUGUUUUCCAUGCUGACGACGGCUGGCUUCCAGGAGACUCUGACUGAGAUGGAGAUUCUGGCUCUGAUAGUGGGCUGCAUCUGCCAUGAUCUGGACCACAGAGGAACCAACAACGCUUUUCAGGCCAAGACGGGAUCAGCUCUCUCUCUUCUUUAUGGGACAUCGGCCACACUAGAGCACCAUCAUUUCAACCACGCUGUUAUGAUCCUGCAGAGCGAGGGUCACAAUAUUUUCUCUAACCUGUCGUCACAUGAGUAUGGGGAACUCAUGCAGCUCCUAAAACAAUCCAUACUGGCCACAGACUUGACUCUCUACUUCCAGAACCGGAAUUCCUUCUUCGAGCUGGUGAAUAAAGGUGAAUACAACUGGAACGUGAAGGAGCACCGAGACAUGUGCAGGUCCAUGCUGAUGACGGCAUGCGAUCUGGGCGCUGUCACUAAACCCUGGGAGAUAUCCUGCAAGGUAGCGGAGCUGGUGACGAGUGAGUUUUUCGAGCAGGGAGACAGAGAGCGAUCAGAACUGAAACUGACUCCCUCUGCCAUUUUUGACCGAAACCGCAAAGAUGAGCUGCCAGGUCUACAGCUGGAGUGGAUUGAUGGGAUCUGUGCCCCGCUGUACGAGACGUUCGCCAAGUUAAACCCAAAACUACAGCCAAUGGUUGACUUGAUCAAGGCCAAUCGCGCCAAAUGGGAAGAGCUUCACCACAGACACCAGCGAAGCCAGGAAUCCAGCAGCCCCGGCGGCCCGCGCAGCGCAGACGCCGCGUCGACCAACUGCAGCUGCGCAGGCCCCAGCGACGCCGGCCCUUUUCAUUCCGUGAGCUAAAUCUGGAGAGAGAAACCAGAUUUCGCCGCACGCUUCUCUCUGACCCGCAGCAAUGCAGACGGAAGGAGUUUCGACCUCUGCUGCAUGCAUCGGACCAGCAGCCAUUACCUCACUAGCGCCCCUCUAUCGGGCAUUUGCUCUGUCCGCGAGCACUUCAGGUUUGCGUUCGUCUCCGCGGUGCAAAGACUGCACGUUUAGCUAGCAACGGAGAACCUUAGGGAUGCGUUUACGCCCAGAAGCUAACUGGCUGAAUUAGCUACCUUAGGGCUAGCAUGCUAACAUAAAGACCCCUUCGUGCGUGUAAGCUACUUUCAGCAGGGACCGUUUAAGAAGGAUUGCCGCUUUUUGAAAGGUAUGAUAGUGUAUUUUUCCCUUUGUAGCUUCGAUCUCGUCGAACGGACACAUAUCCUGAGCACUGGAGCUCGGUUCUGUUCUGUGCGUACGUCAUGUGAAGACAUGACCACUGCGGGAUUUGACUCUGUGUUUUGCCUUUGUUGUUUUAGCUGACGUAUUUAUUCCAGGAUCAGGGGUUUGUGGAGCCGUGGGGCUCUUGGCAAUGCUUGCAAUGCAAAUCCACUCCAGCGCUGUACUCCGUGCCUUGGAAAAACCCUACGAUAACGCAUGCAGCCCAUCCUCGACAUCCCUCUCCUCUCUAGUUCACACCGCAUAUCAUCACGGUUUUUCCCUCAUGUCUCGGGCCUGUUUCACGUCUUGAAGGUAAGCAGUGUGGUUUUAUUCCAGCACCUGUGAUGAAAAAUGUAAGUUCUGGCACCGUUUUUAAGUAGGGGUUUGCGAUAUGCAUCUUCUACGGUGAUAUCGUAAUUGUUUCAACCCAAUGCCAUUCGGCAUUAUCAAGUAUAUUGCAAAAACCUAACAAUAAACAAGUCUACUAAACAAAAAAGCUAAUAUUAGUCGAGAUGCAGUUUAGACACAAGGUACUGUUUUUGCUCUGUAGUUUCAAACAAAGCCACAGCAGAACUUUUGCAUCUUUUGAACAAACAACAGUUGAGUGAAUGAUACAAUGACUCGCUCAAGCUGUGAUUUGCCACAUGAUAGUAUAUUUUACCUUUUCCAAUAUCAUUUAGAAUAUUUUUUUUUACAUAAAAACAUUAAUAAUGCAUUUGUAGCUGCAGGUUAACUGCAUUCAUGUCCUGUGUUUAACAGCUUAUGUGAAUGCACCUGAAUGCCGUUUUUUUUUUUCCAUUAUCGCACUCCCCUAGUAUUUAUGAUGCAAAAAAAAAAGAAAUUAUUUAGAUAUAUACCAUGGUGCAUUUCCUAGAAUCAUAGUUAACCGACUAUACUCGCAAGUUCUGUCAUUACCAAGCAACGUUUUCACUGAUAUGGUUUAUAAAAUGUUCAUAUUUUGGUUUUGGGAGUCCCAAACAACAGGUUGACAUGAAUGCAAGGUAAAAAUGCCACUUUAGUUGUCUUAUAAUAUGCAUUUAUCUUAUUUGCUCAACGACUCCCAAACAAUUCGCUCAACGAUUAAUUUUUCCUCCUUUGUGUGACACUAAUCAGUGCUAACUGUGCUAACUCAUUAUGCCUGAUAAAGCAGUGUUUGUCAAUGCAGUGCUGCUUUGUGUGCAGCGUUACCAGGGAAACAUAUUUUAAUUCUCCAAAAGUACCUAGCACCUAGUGGUGAAAAAUUUAUUUGCAUUUUUAUUCAGACCAGUUAAAGACCAACAAGCCAUGGGGAAUAUGCUAAAGUUUCAUGUUGAUGCUAACAAUCCCAGCUUGGUGAUUCAGAUUCAGAGUCAACUCUGCUUUUUCAGAUUUAAAACUUGCAGGACAUUUUUGUCCGGUCUGUAUCACACAUUGCAUGAAAGGUCAUUUUCAAACAUCUAUAAUAGGGGCACUUUAACCAAAUUUGUCCAAAGAAUAGAUGUGCGACAAAUUUCCUACUCGCUAAGAGCUAAGCUGAGAAUAAUCAUACUGUGGUACUUCAUUAUAUGUCCUCAUUCUAGGAAACACACCACAGCUUCCAGCUUCAAAAAGACUCGAAAGGCCUAAAAGUACCAUAGAAGCCAUACAAUAGAUAUCUAGAGUUUAACUUUAUAUUUUAGGUUUCAUGUAGUUACUUAUGACAUACUUUUUGGCUACAAAUGCGAUGCCUCUACUCAUACGUACAUUUUAUGAUGAAACACUUUGUGAUAAUACUGAUUUAGUAACCUAGAAAUUGUUAUAUGUUUGUAAAGUUUAUUUAGAAAAAAACAAAACCUAAAUUAAGGGGCGUUUACACAAAACGUGUUUUUCCAUUCCAGCGUGCAUAGUUUUUUCUAUGUAAGCGCACUAGCUCGACAUGUAUGACCGUUGCUCUCUCAUCUCACGCAAAAAAAGGCAACUUUUACACGCAGCGCCACCCAUAUAUGGCAUUUCCAAAACAGUGGACCAAUCAGAAGUCCCCGUAGGCGGGGCAAGCACGGAGAGCUUUUGUUUGGCAUCGCAACCGUUUUUCCAGCGAUCAUCAAAACCUGUUUCUUCACAAAAGGAGCCUGAUAUUCUCUGUCUGUUCUGCUUUUCUGUUGUUGCGUCGCGUCUCAAAAGCGCGUCUCGAGUCCCUUGAAUUUUAAAACCCUUGCUGAGCGUUUUUAGACACGUUUUGUGUGUACGGCCUCUUAGGCUGGAGUGAAACAGGCCUUACAUCCCUUCUUUGUUUUAACCACAUAAAGCAGCACCCAAAAUCACAUACUUCCCUACAUAGCGUACUUCCCUACAUAGUAGAUAGAAAGCAGAAUGUGAAAAGAGCAUUAUGUCCAAAUUCACAAUAUUCGUAAAACAUCAGAAUACUGAUUCUGAAGUGCCCAGCUAAUGCUGUUAGGUUACAUGAUGAAUGUAUUAUGUUCAUAUUUAGUUCAUAAUACACACAUUCAGACUAUACAUACCAUUUUCAAGUAAUUGCUCACUGAGAGAGUAUGUGAUUUGGGACGCAGCCGUGGUGUAUGGAUUACCUCAAAGCCAUCCCUCAUCCCAGACCCACACAGAACCUGCAGAACUCCACUCAAGUUCUAUACACUAUUAUUAAACAGCUCGAAUAAUUCGCUCAUGUUUUCAGCUACUACAGAAGUGCAUUACUCUCGUCCGCAGACCGCCUCUUAAACGUCUGCAGGUUCUAUUUGGGCCUAUUUCUAACUUCAGACUGCUUUUUUCCCGCCAUAAGAGUUCUUGUGAAACUGUCGGUUUAAUCUGAGACAUGUAUGUGCCUUCACGAAUUAAAAACCUACUUCAGUGCACACAAGCAUCAUUACAGGAGCUCACUGUAGGGAAAGUUAGCUUGUUCGUAAAUGAAGCUCUAAUCUGUCUGAUCAGCUGGCUAAAAAAAAUAUAUGUCAAGAUAUUUCAUCCCAAAAGGAAAAAAAUCAAAUAAAAUCACCUAGUAUCAUUUAGGACCAUAAAGUUUAGUUUUUUUCUUUCAGCUGCAACACAUUUUCUGCCAAAAUUUGCAAGUCCAUGCUUUCAGAGGCCUGUUACAUAAAAAAAGUCGAUCAAAUAAGCCAGGUUUAUUUCAGUUAGUCUGACUUAUUUCCAGUUGAUAUGGUUCAGAAUAAGUCAGACAAACUGCAAUGAAGCCUGUUUUAUGAAACAGGCCCCUGGUCUACACUUUAAAUGGGAAUGCUAACAGGCAUAACAACACAAAACCGUCACCUAACCGUCUCUUUUUAGUUUUCCUGGGGGAAAUCUAUGACUAUACCGUAGUAUUUUGUAAAAAUAAACCCCGUUGGCUGAUGGGAAGGGUUUUGGGGGCUGUUUAAUGUACCUGCUUGCUGUCAGAAGUGGCCUAGUGUGCGGAGCUAACAGUUUAAAGUGUUUUUAGUGGCUCGUGAUCAAACCUGAGCAAGGUCAGAGGUCACAGGGUUGGUUUCCCACGGCUUCUCAGAAAGUCUUCCUCCGUUUAGCGAAAGCAUCCAACGUUUUGAGGGCAGCUAUAACGCACAACCGCCAGCAUUCCCUCAGAUCAGACAUUUGGUUUCUCUCCCCUGUCCCGGGCUCCUCGGCGUCCCGAAGUGGACUCUGGUUUGAUACGUGACUGCACUUUGAUCAUCGUGUCGUGGUUUGAGAGCCUCCUUGUGCUAAAGGCCCACCUGCUUUUGGGAAAUGAACAAAGAUCAGACGUCAACCGAUAAAGAGUAAAAUGUAACUGCAUGAAGAAGCGUGCGCUUCAGAGCUGAACGAGAUUCGUCUGUAACUCAUUAUUCAGUACUUGAUUUAAUGUACCUGCAUGGAAGCAGCUGUUGCAUCGCGGCGGGGAGGAACAGUUUCAUAUUGUGCAACUGCAUUAUUCAGAAUGUUUUACAUUAUUCCCAAUGAUUUCUUGGGGGAUUGGUUCUUGUUAUUACAACUGUUAGAUUCUUCUCUGAGGCAUUAUGUAAGUGAUGAGGCUCUUUUGAAUCGUCUUGUUCUCUUGGUUCAACUCUCCUUUUGUCUGGCAGAGAUUUCGUGAGAAGCAUGAUUUCUGAAAGUGUUAAACUGUCCGAUUCAAAUAAACGUGCUGCUAGUAAUGAU